Messenger RNA from Heterocephalus glaber (naked mole-rat), 5097 nucleotides. RefSeq names its product Rho guanine nucleotide exchange factor 26 (gene Arhgef26). Gene Ontology annotation, biological process: activation of GTPase activity. Gene Ontology annotation, molecular function: protein binding; guanyl-nucleotide exchange factor activity. The record is from RefSeq and is a predicted model, not a curated record. Lineage: Eukaryota; Metazoa; Chordata; Mammalia; Rodentia; Bathyergidae.
GGCGCUUGGAUCCCGCACUCGGGCCACCCACGGGGCAGUGGGCGCUCGUAGGCCCCCGGCUCUGCAAACUCCGAAGGCGGAGCCGCCUGCGAGCCGAACAGCGGGAGCGCUCGGGGACCCUUGACGGGGGCAGCCGGCUGGAUGGCGGCGGAGGGAAUCGUCCCGCGGUGAGUUUCCCAAGAAAGUUGAACCCGUCCCAAGUUUCCUGUGCUUCGGCUUGAACCCAGCGAGUUGGCGUCGGGCUCGUUCCGUGCGGGUGGUCGUUGAGCACGGGAGUGACGCGAAGGUGUCUGGAUUAAUCCGUCUGGGAAGCAGCCCAGGUUUCUUCCCCGGACUCCGCGCGGCGCGGGGCGCAGCUUUUCGCCCGAGAAAGGGCGGGUAAGUGGCGCUCUGUGGCGUCCCGCGCAACAGCCGGUUUACCGCUGGGCUCGGAGCUGGCGCGUCUGCGAGACUUGUCCAGUUGUUCAGAGAAGGGUUCCGUAAUUUACUCCCAGCUAGGCAACCUUAGGGGCUGACCCGAGGCCCUGCUAUGGACGGCGAGAGCGAAGUGGAUUUUUCUAGCAACAGAUUAACCCCUUUAUGGCGGAGGCGGUCGACCCCUGAGCCCCAGCUGCUGGGCCGGAGCAAACCGAGGCCCCAGUCCUACCAGAGCCCCAGCGGGUUGCUGAUCACGGACUUCCCAGUGGAGGAGCUGGGGACGCUGCCGGCGGCGCAGACUCCCGCCCGGCUGCCCACCUCGUCGGACGGCAGGACGGUGCAGAAGAGCCCCCUCCUUCUUUGCACCCAUCGGUGGGCGGUGACCAAUGGGCGGACGGUCUCCCCGGAAUACAGAGCUGCUUCUCCUCGACCCCGACGGUCCAAGUCACCCCAAGUCCCCAAAGCGGCUUCGGGCGGCUCCCCGAAGUCUCGGGCGAAUGGCACGGUGACGUCGCCUGCCCCGCCGCCUCCGCUGAGCACCCCGCGGACUCCUGCUGUUCCCGCACCCUCCAGCCCGGAGGACCCCACCGGAGUGACUGCCAGCCGGCUGCCUUCACCCACUAUCAAUGGUCUUGCCUCCCAAAACGAUUCCUCUGGCUCCCGUUCUCAGUCUGCGGAGACGGCUAAGAACCCAGAACGGAGGCCUUCGGGACUCUGUAAUGUGCCCCAGAAAAAGUCUUCGGAACAAAACCUCCCCCUCCAAAGGCUGCCCUCACAGGAGAACGAACUACCCGAAAAUCCUUCCGUGGUUUUGAGUACAAACAGCCCUGCUGCCCUCAAAGUGGGGAAGCAGCAGAUCAUUCCGAAGAGCCUGGCCUCAGAAAUUAAAUUAAGUAAAUCCAACAGUCAGAAUGUAGAGCCCCACAAGAGACUCCUCAAGGUACGCAGCAUGGUGGAGGGCUUCGGAGCGCCCCUGGGUCCGGCAGGGGAAGAGAGGGAGGUCGACAAUGACGUGGAUAGCCCGGGGUCUCUGCGGCGAGGCCUGCGGUCCACAUCCUAUCGCAGGGCCGUGGUCAGUGGCUUUGAUUUUGACAGCCCUAACAGCUCCAAGAAGAAGAACAGGAUGUCCCAGCCUGUCCUGAAAGUGGUGAUGGAAGACAAGGAAAAGUUUUCCAGCCUGGGAAGGAUAAAGAAAAAAAUGCUGAAAGGACAAGGAACAUUUGAUGGGGAAGAAAAUGCUGUCCUAUAUCAAAACUACAAAGAAAAGGCCCUUGACAUUGACUCUGAUGAAGAGUCGGAGUUCAAAGAACAGAAGUCAGAGGAAAAAAUUGUGAUUCACCAUAAGCCACUGAGAUCUACGUGGAGCCAGCUCUCUGCAGUGAAAAGAAAUGGGCUAUCUCAAACAGUAAGCCAGGAGGAAAGGAAGAGACAAGAGGCAAUCUUUGAAGUCAUAUCAUCUGAACAUUCAUAUUUACUCAGCUUAGAGAUCUUGAUUCGAAUGUUUAAAAAUUCUAAAGAACUGAGUGAUACAAUGACCAAAACUGAGAGACACCAUCUUUUCUCCAAUAUUACAGAUGUCUGUGAGGCAAGCAAAAAAUUCUUUACAGAGUUGGAAGCAAGGCAUCAGAAUAAUAUCUUCAUAGAAGAUAUAAGUGACAUUGUAGAAAAACACACAGCAUCCACAUUUGAUCCCUAUGUGAAAUACUGCACAAAUGAAGUCUACCAACAACGAACACUACAGAAAUUGUUAGCCACCAAUCCCUCCUUUAAGGAAGUAUUGUCUCGGAUCGAGUCUCAUGAAGACUGUAGGAACCUACCCAUGAUCUCUUUUCUCAUUCUCCCCAUGCAGAGAGUGACCCGCCUUCCCCUGCUGAUGGAUACUAUCUGUCAAAAAACACCUAAGGAUUCUCCAAAGUAUGAAGUCUGCAAAAGGGCCUUAAAGGAAGUAAGCAAGUUGGUUCGCCUAUGUAAUGAAGGAGCCCGAAAGAUGGAAAGGACCGAGAUGAUGUAUACAAUUAACUCCCAGCUGGAAUUUAAAAUUAAGCCUUUUCCUUUAGUCUCCUCCUCCCGGUGGUUGGUGAAAAGAGGUGAAUUGACAGCCUAUGUAGAAGACACUGUGCUUUUCUCGAGGAGGACAUCCAAACAGCAAGUGUACUUUUUUCUGUUUAAUGACGUCCUCAUUAUCACCAAGAAGAAGAGUGAAGAAAGCUACAACGUCAAUGAUUAUUCUUUAAGAGAUCAGCUCUUGGUGGAAUCCUGUGACAAUGAAGAGCUUAAUUCCUCUCCAGGGAAGAACAGUUCCACAAUGCUUUAUUCAAGACAGAGCUCUGCCAGUCACCUCUUUACGCUGACAGUCCUGAAUAACCAUGCGAAUGAGAAAGUGGAAAUGCUGCUGGGGGCGGAGACACAGAGUGAGCGAGCCCGCUGGAUAACUGCCCUCGGACACAGCAGUGGGAAGCAGCCUCCAGACCGAACCUCACUGACCCAGGUGGAAAUCAUUAGGUCAUUCACAUCCAAGCAACCAGAUGAACUCUCCCUGCAAGUGGCGGAUGUGGUCCUCAUUUAUCAGCGUGUUGGAGAUGGCUGGUAUGAGGGGGAACGACUUCGAGAUGGAGAAAGGGGCUGGUUUCCUAUGGAAUGUGCCAAGGAGAUAACCUGUCAAGCUAUAAUCGACAAGAACGUGGAGAGAAUGGGACGUCUGCUAGGACUUGAGACCAACGUGUAACCUCUGAGACAGUGUUUUGUUACUGCGAGAUUUGCACGACAGCAUGGUGGGCUGAUUGUACGGUUAACUUCAUCAGCGCUUAUUUAAUGAAAAGAAAUAAAAACAUUUGCCUUUAAGCUUGCCAAGAUGUUCUGCUCUCCAAAGAACAGCUAGUUAGUUCACAAAAUUCAUUUCUUACGUGAUGAUCUCUUGGUGAACCUCUUUGGGUUCCACAGAGCCGCCCACUUCAGGGAUCACGCAGCCUCAGCACCUCCUACUUUCAUUGCAUUUUGGCAUUAAAAAAAAUAUAUUAAAAUAUAUAUAUAUGUGUGUAUAUAUAUAUAUAUAUAUUGCUAUAUCCUGGUUUUCUUAGUCCCUACUUUACUAAGAACAUUACUCUUCUCCCUUAAACCUCUCUUUUUAUGGUUUUCCGAAUAUUAGCAAAAUUUUGUCUUUAAGGAAUGCCUAGUUUUAGAAAUAUUUUUCCUAUUGUUUUAACAUCUGAUCCUAAUGCUAUGUUGAUUUCGGAAGGAACUGAUCAGAGUUCAAAAGUGAGCAGUCAGGUUCUCCUAAAUCUCUUCCUAGGAAAGGGACAUCAACACUUGAAUUUUUGCUCACAUUUUCCUCAUUAGAUGGAAAGUAAGGAUUUUUUUUAAAAAUCCAUUUCAUUCAGUAUUGGUUUUAGAUACAUGUAGCCUAAUAAAACUAAGCUACUUUAACAUAGAAUUUAGAUGGCUCACAUGUAGAAAAUCCUGAACAUAGGAUAGGGUCCUGAUUUUUUUUAAAUAGUCCCAAGUGAGCUGAUGACAAGCUCAUAAAAUACUGACAUGAGGCUGCUUUUGCCUUUAAUAAUGCAGGAUUCUUACUGUUGCUUGCUCAUUUCCAAUUAGGAAAUUGGGUGGAACACACUUUAACAAUCUCCAGAAAGGGAAAAUGAAACCUUAGAAGUUAUCAAGAAGCCAACAUAAUACCUACUUGAAAUAUUUUGCCCUUAAUGCAGAUCUAUUCUAGUUGCACUCAAAGUCCUUGCUUGCUGGGUUGGGAGUCUCUUAACUGACGGUGUCUGCAGAACUUUAUUUCUUCUCCUAGUGCAGGUUGAGCUAACAGUUGUUUUAAUUGUAGGUCUCAUAGAGAGGAUUUGGAAGACUGGGAGAGGAUAAAUGACUUUUACUGUAUGUUCCCUCUCUGUUCUCAACAAUGGCAUAAAAUCUGGCAAUGUAUACAAUAUUGGAGGACUCAAAUUGUCCCAACUAGUAUCUGCUAACCAGUUGCCCAAACUGUAAGGUUCCAGAAGCCCUAUGCUUAGAUAAAAGUGCUUGGCUCACAUGUCCUGCACCCUUCUACCUCGGCAGUAGACUUCUCACUCUUGGACUGCUGUCUUCUACCUGUACAUACAUUCACUUUCAAAAGACAUUCCAGGUCCUGAGUCUUUUGAGCCUAAGAAAGUAUGUGAAUGAAGCAAUAGCAAUGGGCCACACCAGGAGACCUCUUGGUGUAUGUAGAACAGGAAAUCUGUCUCCUCUUUAAUAAUGUCACAGAUUUUCUAGAGGAGUGGCUAAGAAAUUGUAAUUUAAUUUAUGUUUUGUUUACUAAGGAAGAUAAGUUCAUUGCUUGCAAGGCAAUCAUUUUGUAUUAUUUUUGCUAAUAAUUAGUUGGCAUUAGAAAAAGUAUGAACUCUGUAAAUUAAUUUAUAAGUGCAAGUGUUUAACAGUUUUGGAAGUAUAUGCAUUUUAUAAAUCAAAGCCUUAAUUAGCAAGUGGAUUAAUACAGUUAUUAGAUAAAAUAUUGCUGUACAGCAGUUAACACUAUUCACAGUAUUUCAUUUCAACUUAGAAUUGUUUUUAACAUGACAGUAUUUUUCAAAGCUAGUUCAUUUUCUUUGAGCUCUGUCUCUGAAUUGUACAGUAAUUUCAUUCAUGGAAAACAAAAAUGCCAUCUUUGUUCAAAUAAAUUGAGUUGCUUGUACACUUUAAAAA